CGCCCGCCGCCCGCCGCCCCUCCGCCUCACCUUCGUCCACGCCGGGUCCGCGUCUCAAUGCAGCGGCUUCCUCUGUCGCGGUGUGCCGCGCAGGCCUCACAAUGGCCGCCCGCCCCGUCGCGCUGCCUCUACGCCGCCCAGCGGUCCAUCACAGCCCGCCGUCACGGGACACCGACACAGACACGCAGCCAGACGACGACAUCGAUGGCCCGUGACGCCCUGGGCGAGCUGCCCGCCGCCUCGUCGCUGCCCGCCCCUCGCGCGCCCAAGAAGCGGCCGCCGCCCGCGCGCCUCGAGAAGCUGCCGUCCCCACACCCCAGCGCCGCCGAGCGCAGCAUCAAGCUGCACGCCCUGCGCAGCCGUCUGUCGCUGCCGCAGCGCUUCCCGCUGCAGACGCUCGCCCGCACGCUCGUCCACCCCUCGGCCGACGCCAAUCCCGCCUUCAACAACGGCUCGCUGUCCAUCCUCGGCCGCCAUCUGCUCGGCUACUACACCACCGAGUGGCUCAUGUGCAACUACCCGCGCCUGCCCAUGGCCGUCGUCUUUGCCGCCGUCGACGCCUACGUCGGCCCGCGCGCCCUGGCCACCGUCGCCAGCGAAUGGGGCAUUGAGGCCGCCGCUGAGCCCGGCGGCGAGGUCGACCCGGGGCUGCUGCAGUUCCGCCGCAUCCAGGCGGGCGCCGACCUGCCCGCCGCCCUGCGUCGCCAGGCCCCGUGGAGCUGGAACGUCACCACCACCCACAAGAUCAUGAAGACGGACGAGUUCGGCUCCGACCACGCCGCCCCGGCCGCCCAUUCCCUCAGCGGCACCCCCGUGCCCACCGAGCUGGCCGCCCAGUCCUUCGUGCGCGCCCUCGUCGGCGCCCUGCACCUGCAGCUCGGCGCGCCCCUCGUCAAGCGCUUCUUCCGCAGCCACUUCACCAGCCGCCACCUCGACCUGAGCACGCUCUUCGACUUCCGCACACCCACCCAUGACCUCUCGCGCCUGUGUGCACGCGAGGGCUUCGAGUCGCCCGUCGCCCGUCUCAUUUCGGAAACGGGUCGCCUGAGCAGACACCCCGUGUUCGUCGUCGGCGUGUACAGCGGCAAGGACAAGCUGGGCGAGGGCGCAGGGAGCUCGCUCGACGAGGCCCGCACACGUGCCGCCGCCGCCGCGCUCAAGGCCUGGUAUCUGUACCAGCCGCUUGACGUCACGGUGCCAAGCAGCACAGAGGGCGAGCUGGACACAUCCAAGUGGCGCCCCAACUUCAUCGACUGCGGUGAAGUUAUCGUGUAGACGAACCCCGGCGCAUUGAGAGAUUUUAGCAUGGACUGUACGCUUAGAUGACUCGCAUCUUCUUCACCUGUACACUUUGGCAGACGGCUUGGACGAACGCAGCGGAGAGCGGGCAGCGCAUAACGGAGCAGAACAG
Boeremia exigua is the source of this 1411-nucleotide messenger RNA. RefSeq names its product ribonuclease III domain-containing protein. Gene Ontology annotation, cellular component: nucleus. NCBI's taxonomy places the organism in Eukaryota, Fungi, Ascomycota, Dothideomycetes, Pleosporales, Didymellaceae. The coding region runs from base 58 to 1275 and encodes 405 amino acids. Gene Ontology annotation, molecular function: ribonuclease III activity; double-stranded RNA binding. The record is from RefSeq and is a predicted model, not a curated record. The transcript has a single exon. Gene Ontology annotation, biological process: regulation of gene expression; primary miRNA processing; rRNA processing.